GUUGGAUCCCAGAGAGCUGGAGUUCCAGGCAGUUGUGUACUUUCUGACCUGGCAGCUUUGGAAUUGAACUUGGGCCUUAAUAGCUAAACUCUUAAUGCUCUUAAUAGCUAAACACCAUCUCCAAGCCCAAAAGAUGAGUGGGACCUUUAAGAGAAGGACCUAGUGCCAGGAAGUGAUGUCAUAAAGUCCACACAAGGAGAAGGAUUAGAGCUUAAUUCUCUUCCCUUGUAUUCUUUUGUCACCCUGCCCUGCUGCCCUCUCACCCUUCCUUCCUUUCCUCCUCCCACUCUCCCUCCUGCCCUCUUCCCUCUAGCCCUACUUCCCUUCCUCCUCCCUGGUUGUCCCGAGGGGAACAGUUUCCUCCUGUACUGGUUAGAAUGCCUCACUACAGACCCAUGGGGCCAGCUGACCACUAACUGACAUCUCCGAAGCCAGGGGCCUACACAAGCCUUUCUGUUCUAUAAGAAGGCCCCCUCUGAUGCUCUGUUCCUGUGACCGCCCUCACCUGCUCUCCCAGGGAACGGUGCCUUGUCCUACCUGCUUUACCCACAGAGGACAGCUGGUCCAGCUCUGAGCCUGCCUCACACCAUAUGGAAUAAUUUCCCCAGCUCACUGGACUGGGGGUUAACUGCAGAGAGGAAAGAAUACAGAUGGUAUUAGUUUUUAGUGGGAGGUGUGAUGAAACGGAGGGAAAUUCUCCCAAGAGCUUCCCACCGGGCCAGAGAGAUGGCUCAGAGGGUGAAGGCUACCCAGGCCUGAGAGCAUAUGAGUUCAAACCCUGGGACCCAUGUGGUGAAAGCGGCGGAAUCCCUAGAUGUGGCAGGCUGACCUGUAGCGUGUGUGGGGAAAACGAUGUAGCAGAAACUGAUGAAGAAUACUUUGUCUCACUCAGAGAAGUUUCUCCCAACAGUGGAUGGCAGAUCACCCAGGACUGGCAACUGACCGAAGGACAGCGAGUGGGAGACAAUUUGACUCAUAAGGCCAUGGCUUUGGAGCCAACUGAAAUGCCGAAUGGUCAGGCAGCAAAGGACUAUGAGGCUGACGCUGAGCUGCAAAGGAAUGAGGAUGGUGGUCCUCUGGAUGGAGAUUUGACUGAUAAGGAAAAAGUGCAAGUUGACGACGAUGCUCUGACAAAUGAGGAACGUAUAUUUUUAGAACAGUUCCACAGCUGGAAAGAGAAGGAAAAGAAGUGCAUUAGAACUCUCUACGCCAUCGCAGACUACAUUGACAAAAGCCACCAAAAAGCCACCAAGACCAAAGUGGCGGCUACUUCUGCGUCAGUCAUCUCUGGAGCCAUGUGUCUCCUGGGUUUGAUGCUUGCUCCGACAACUUCGGGGGGAAGCCUGAUGCUCACUGCUGCCGGGCAAGGUUUGGGGGCAGUUGCUGGGGUCACCAAUAUCGUGACCAACGUGAGGGAAAACUGUCGAAAUAAAAAAGCCCUGGCUCAGGCCAAUAGCAUCAUACCUAGUAAUGACCAGGAGCUCAAGGAGAUCAAGGGAGAGAGGACGCCCUAUGUCACAGCCACCGGUGAGGUUGUCUACAAAUGUGGGAGAGCCUGGGAAAUCAUCAAAAAGCACCUCCGAGCCCUCCGGCUAACCAAAACACAACCGCAUGUCACCUCAGCCGCCAAGAAGCUCAUGACCUCUGGCCAAGUAUCAGCCCGAAGCGGCAGGCAGGUGCGAAAGGCCUUUGGGGGGACAGCCCUGGCUAUGACCAAAAAUACUCUCAUGAUGGAACGUUUAGCUUCCCUCUACUUCCUUGGCCGGGACAUAUGUGCUCUCUCGGAGGACUGGAAGGACCUGAAGGCUGGAAGGCCGACAGAUCUUGCAAAAUUGUUGAGGACGCGAGCUCAGGAGCAGGAGCAGGUGGUAGAAGAAAAAAACCGUUGCUACGAGAGGCUGAAGAAGAGACUGGAGAAGAGGUCUGCGAAGUCUUCUUUGAAAGGAGCCAAGGGGACUCAGCCUCCUCCUCUAGCCUCAUUGGAGAAAGCAAGAUCCAGAAGACAGUGGCGAAGAGGCGCUGAGACUGAGACCGUGGGUCUUUGAGAUCAAAGAAAGGGGACCAGGGUGUGGGUAGAAGGAGGCUCAUACACAGAGAGGUACCAGGGAGGUCCCUAAGGUCUCUGAAGGGAGAGCCCUGUCAACCCUGCUCUUGACCCGCCCUUUCUUUUUCACCUUGACUCAACCACCGAAUUAAACUCCCCCCCACACACACCCGUGGUCUCCAUUGAUCAUUUGCACGGCACCUGCUAAACUUAAGACAGCUCUUGCCUCCUGCCGGCUUUCAUAGUAAUUAGCCAUGAUAAGGCGUGAGGGUCCCUCCCCCAACCCCACCUCUCUCUGUGCUCUCUUUCUCCCCUACUCAGUGGGAACUGAUGGCACAGAGCCAGCUUUGCACACAAAGGCUGUCAGCAGAACCUGCUGGGCCAGAUUCUGGGGGAAGGAGAGAGGGCAGCCUGCCCUCACCUCCUCUGCCCCGGUGUCCUGAGCCUUCAGCAGUCACGCGUGGGUGGUACAACACUUAAAAUAAGACAAAACAACAUAAUGCGCCCCGGGAAGGAAAGGUUAGGGGAGGAAACAGCACAGGAUUGGGACUGUGGGCCUUGCACAGAGGGCUUCCUGGGUUCUCUCUCCUCGGGCUGUCCACUACUGUCAUUAGACUCUCCAGGGCCCCUCCCAUCUAGUGCCCUGUAGAAUCGCCUGAAACCCCACCCCCCCCACCCCGUAGUCCCCAGAACUGCCAGAGCUCACCCCUUUACACAGCAGAUGCGAUAUGUUGGCACACAAAGGGUACCGGGGGCACACACAGGUCAUAGGUGAGCGUCCCCACCUCAGAGGCAGGAGAAUAAGGGUGCGCACCGAGGUCAGGAGCUGAACCCUCCGGCUGCUCCCUGUGGGCUCUGCUCUUUGGAAGGGGGCCAGGUAAGAGUGCAGGGAGCAUUCUCAUUGGUCAGGAUCAGGUCCCCCUGGGAUGAACCCAGAAGGAGAAGAAAGUGGGCUCUGUGUGCGGUCCCCUUUCCAGCGUGUUGAGGUCCUUGUAGUGAAAUGACCAUUUGUUUGUAAAUCCAGUGAGCUACAGGUGUCAUGGAAUUCUAGUAGGGUCACUGCAGCUAGGGUAAAUAUUAGCGCGAAACGGGUGUUUUUCACUGCAUCCAGGGUAGGCAUCAGAAUGAACAGUCGCCUUUAGAAGUGCUUUGACCUUUGGAAUUAGUGUAGGAAAACAGUGAUUGUUUUCUGUUACCUGCAGAGUUGCUUUCUUCUGAAGGAGCUUUACAGCCUUUGCAUGGCCUCAGUCACAAAACCGUCCCCCGCACACCUGGACCGUGUCGCAUUAUUGAGUACCGCCAACAGUGCACAAUCAGCACUAAAUUUGCAGCUGUUUUCCUUCCCAAAGCCUUUAUAUUAGUUUAGGGGCCCUGAUACAAGGAACUCCUUUUACCCCCAAAACAACUUUUCUGUAACAAAAAAUAAUUAUGCUUCUGUGUGGCUGUUCAAGGUUCAGUUCGUGGAGACUGUUCUUUCCUGCUGCCUCAGAGGCUGAGUACACUCUGGAGGGACCCUCUCUCUCUUUGAUCAAUCAGAGCGACAAACUGUCGGAAAAGAAAUAUAAACUAAUGAAACUGGGCAGUGGUGGUGCAUGUUAUUAAUCCUAGAACCCAGGAGGCAGAGGCAGGCAGAUCUCUUAUGUUCCAGGCCAGCUGAGUCUACAGAGUGAGUUCCAGGACAGCCAGGGUGACACAGAGAAACCCUGUCUCAAAUAAAAUAAAAAAUAAACUAAAAUAAACCUAAAUUUAAAAAAAGCAAUAAACUA
Meriones unguiculatus (Mongolian gerbil) is the source of this 3810-nucleotide messenger RNA. Its product is annotated as apolipoprotein L6-like. The transcript is spliced from 5 exons. NCBI's taxonomy places the organism in Eukaryota, Metazoa, Chordata, Mammalia, Rodentia, Muridae. Gene Ontology annotation, biological process: lipoprotein metabolic process; lipid transport. The record is from RefSeq and is a predicted model, not a curated record. Gene Ontology annotation, molecular function: lipid binding. Gene Ontology annotation, cellular component: extracellular region; membrane. The coding region runs from base 651 to 2045 and encodes 464 amino acids.